CGGGCAUGUCCAACAACAGGCCCAAGGAAACGCCUUUUGCACAAUAAAAUCCACUGAAGGCAAAGGGCGAGGUCUCUUUGCUUGCAGGCAAAUUCCCGCUCGGACAGUAGUGGAAUCUAGUCCUGUAUUACUGUUCUCUUCAGAAGAGUAUGAGUCUCAUGGAAAACACACUACUCUCGACCACUAUGCUUUCAAAUGGCCAGAUGGGCAUAUGGCCCUAGCUCUUGGGUUGGGAUCCCUUUUUAAUCAUUCGGAUGAACCAAACGUUUCUUUCUCUGUCGAUUCUGUGAACGAGAAAAUCCGCUUUACUACAGCACGCGAUAUUGAUCUAGACGAAGAGCUGUGCAUAUUUUACGGACAUAAUCUUUGGUUAACACCUGUCGGAUCAUCGAAUGAAAAAUUCGUCAUCUCGAAUGGUUCCGCUACAAGCUAUUUAGAUGAUUGGAGUGCACUCCGAGGACUUGUUACAGUUAGAAAUAAUCCAUUCUCUGAUGGGGUUCCUGGCGAACUUGUACAGGAAACGGAUCUGCCGUUCUUGCGAACGAAAGUAAUGCCCGAAGAUGAAGGCGAAGACGAAGAAGGAUCCAUUCGGACAAUAAAAGUCUGGAUUGUCGACGUUCCAGAUCCAAAGCAGACGUCACUCCUGCUCAAGUGGGUAAAGAUUGCUGGCCUUGAAACACCUGACUUGGCCCACUUGAAACGGAUCCGACGAGCAGGCACCAUCUCUUCCUUGCUCCUCUCCUCUUCCGAACAAGCUCCCGCUAUCCCUGAGAGCUAUGAUCUACCCAAACCGUACCAGGUCGAUGUACCAGAAUUGGUCGCUCUGACACCGAAGUCGCUCAAGCUCAAGGCUGAGAUCUGGCCCACGGUUUAUGCACCUCGACGAAAAGGAGAACCGGAACCGUGGAGCCAGGCGAAAACAGCUUGGGCAUGGGAUGCAAUGCAGGUCUUGAAAGACGAGGCUCGAAUGGCGGAAAAGGAAGGCGAGCUGCCAAUUAUCUCAUAUGUUCCUCAACCAUUUGCCGAAGAAACAGACGGUGCAUUCAAAGAAAACAUGCCUUUCUUCUUGGCGCGUGACACCCGCCAAUCUACCUUGAAUCCACUCCGACAUUCUGUCCUGAAUGUCAUACGAAAAGUUGCGGACUGGCGCGCAUCGUUCUGGCCAUCUCCUCCAAGGACCUCGACACCGGCAGUGGAAGUCAUUGCAGGCAAAUUAACCGAUUCCCUUACUUCUUCCCUGACGUCUAUGACCGACAGCGUGUCGGAAAAUACGGGUGCAGAAACACCGCGACUCAACGGCUCGAAUUACUUGCUCACAGGUCUCACGCUGUUCACGACCCAUGAGCCAUGCAUGAUGUGCAGUAUGGCGCUGUUACAUUCUCGAGUGCGUGAGGUCGUAUUCUUGCAUGCGAUGGAUGCGACUGGUGGCUGUGGUGGAGCUGAUGGUCGCGGAACAUGCGUCCCGCGUCUUAAGGGGGUGAAUCACCGGUAUAACAUAUUACGUUGGAAGAUUGCAGACGAGGAAGAUGGCGACAUUGAUUGGUCGGUUAUACGACGGCUUCCCGCAGCGACUGAUGCUUAACCCCUGUCCUCUUGUUGACUUGAAUUAACUGCGGGGGAUCUUAGGUGCCGUUAUGAAAGCCGUAUCCCAGUCCAAGCUGAGAACAAAGGAUUUCACACACUCCAGACAUAUGCCACACCUGACAAGGGAGACAUGACAAGUACUAUCUAUACACUGCUUACACUGCGCAUGACUGGACACUCACCGACUUGCAUGGACACUCACCGACUGCCUUCCCAGAAUGAGCGUCGAUCACUGGCAGGUCUAGGUUGGCGUCUACGUGAUGGUGCGAAAAUGAUAUUCAUAGACGGUCCCGAACACCGCCCAGCAAUUGAACCGUCGCCUUCGCGUGUUCGCGGGUAAGCAACGGAAGCAUUGAGCGUCUAUAUGCGUGACUACGAUUGAUGCCGAAUCGCCCGUGAGUUCUGAGUUCUCCCGCUUGGCUGGCAACUCUUGCCUGAACGACGAAUGUGUUCUUGUACUGCUGUCUAGCAUGUCAGUUGGCGACGCAGUUCAUCAUCGCCACCCUUAAAUGGGCGACGGAGCCUGUGACUCUUCUGCGCCAUUGCACAUCGUCCAGUGGCGCGUCCGCAAGGCAAAGGUGUCUGGUAUGGGGUCGACACAGACGCUCUGGUUAAUCUCAGUUCCGCAUUGGAUGACUCCAGUACUUCUGAGCUCGUUUUAACGAUAAGCUCUAAGUUCAGGUGAUGAUCAACAAGCACUAACCAAGAAGCAUCUCCGCACGGGCCAAUGCACAGCCGACUUGGCAACUCUCUAACUCUAGGAUCAGUGCCUUGUUGAACCGGUACCUCCCUCGGUCUGGCUUCGAGCGAUAAUUAAAGUACGAAGCAGGCAAUUUUAUGUAGGAACAGUGAUGAUCAUUGGUUCCGAUUGUUUCGUUAUUCCGCCCACGUUCAAGGACGUUUAAGUAUCGCUUGUGGGAGACGAACGCAUCUCGCUUGUUCCCGCCCCGGCCACUCCUCUCCCUCUUCCGCUUUUCCU
This is a messenger RNA of Fomitiporia mediterranea MF3/22, 2563 nucleotides long. RefSeq lists its product as uncharacterized. Bases 212 to 1582 code for a protein of 456 amino acids. The transcript has 6 exons. Gene Ontology annotation, molecular function: protein binding; tRNA-specific adenosine-34 deaminase activity. The record is from RefSeq and is a predicted model, not a curated record. Gene Ontology annotation, cellular component: nucleus; cytoplasm. Gene Ontology annotation, biological process: tRNA wobble adenosine to inosine editing. Lineage: Eukaryota; Fungi; Basidiomycota; Agaricomycetes; Hymenochaetales; Hymenochaetaceae.